Molecule: messenger RNA, 1893 nt
Organism: Dermatophagoides pteronyssinus (European house dust mite)
Lineage: Eukaryota; Metazoa; Arthropoda; Arachnida; Sarcoptiformes; Pyroglyphidae
Source: RefSeq, a predicted model, not a curated record
AUUAUUAAUAAUAAAAAACGAAGACAUCAGAAUAAUGGUAUUAUUAAGAAUAAUAAUAAUAACGUUAUUGUAAAUGGAAAAACAUCAAUAAUAACAUCAUCAAAUAUGGUCGAUAUUGAUGAUAAUAAUAAUAAUAAUAAUGAUCAUUGUAAUCAAUGUGAAUAUCAUUAUAUAAAUGGUCAUAUUGAAUGUAAAAAUAAAUGUCGUACAUGUCAACGAAAAGAAUUACAAGCGGCUGCUGCUGCUGCGGCCGCUGCUUCUGUUAAUAGACGACGAACAAUUAUGAAUGGUAAUGAUAAUCGAAUGUUAAACACGCCGACGACAACGAUGGCAACAAAAUUAUCGAAUGUUGUCAAUCAACAAUCCGCAUCAACAGCAUCAGUGGCAGCGACAUCAGCAGCACCAAUAAUACAACAACGAUCACAGAAUGAAGAAUUAUUUCAUUUACAAACAUUAAUCGAUCAAUCAAUAAUACAGAAUCCAAUUAUUGAACCAAGUACAUGUGUUAAUGUUAAAAAAUAUGAAGCUGUUGAAAUUAUAUUCGAUAAAAAUAUGAUUGGUGUUAUGCCUGUUGUUGCUGUUUCAAACAAUACGAAUGAUAAUGAUAAAAAGAAUGAUUCGAUGAUGGCGGUAGAGAGAGAAAAUGAUGAACAACAACAACAACAACAACAACAGGAAAUAAUGAUGAUGAUGCCAGAAAAAUCGGAAACAACAACAACAACAACUAUGGUAACAAGUGAAACAACCGAAAAUGAUGAUGAUGAUGAUGAUAUUGAUCACAAUCAUCAUCAUCAUAAUAAUCACCAUCAUCAACAACAUCAACAUAAUAAUAAUAAUCGUCAUUCGGAAAGAAUUGAAUUGGAUGAUUUUGAAAUACCAUUUUCGAAUGUAUUUCGUGGACAAAAAGGACGAAUAUUUACAUUUAUAACAAAUUCUGAACAGCAACCACAGCAGCAACAACAACAACAACAGCCAGAAGAAUCUUUGUCUUCUGAUAAUCAUAAAGAUCAACAACAACAAACAUCACCACGAAUACAGAUGGUGUAUAAACCACAAGCUCGACCGGAUGAAUUAGGUUUCGAUGGAUUAGAUGGUAAUAAUAGCUAUCUAUAUCGUUAUAUUGGUUUUGUUAAUCAAAAUCAUAAUGAUUUUGUUCGACCAAGUAAAGAAUUACUUUUGUUUCUACUUGGUCGUAAUCAAAAAUUGGAUAUUGAUGAUAUUGAUCUUAGCGAUUAUUAUCGUAAUCCUGAUACUAAUGUUGAUGACAACAAUAAUAAUAAUGAUAAUAAUAAGAAUGAUGGUGAAAAAAAGAUGAAUGCAAAUGAAUUAUCAUCAUCAUCAUCAUCUUCUUCUAGAUGUUAUACGAAAAAAAUUUUCUAUGAAACACUUGAAAAAUUAUGUGAAAAUGAUCGUGCUAUUAUAAAUGAUUUAUAUCAUUCAUUUCGUAAUCCAAAAUCAUUUGAUGAUGAUCAUGAUCGUUCUAUUGGUGGUAUUAUUGGUGGUGGUGGUGAACAUUAUAAACAACAACGACAUUCACCAUUUUAUGGUAAUCCAAUUAUACGUAUCAUAAUGAAAACGAAUGAAGAACAACAACAGAAACAACACGAUGAUGAUGAUGAACUUAAGACAAAUGAUGAUAUAUUGAAAAAAAAGGAAGAAGAAAUGAUUGAAAAAAAUCUACGACAAAUAUUGGGAACAAAUUUUCAAAAUUUUCAACCAUAUUAUUUGACUGAUGUUAAUUUUGAAAAUAUUGUUUCAAUUACAACAACAACAACAACAAAAGAUAAUACUACAAUAACUACUACUAUAGCUGGUGAUCAUAAUAAUGAUAAUAUUGAUAAAACAAAACAACGAAAAUCUUUAUCUACAUCAUCAUCUAUGGGCGUUAAUUAG